AUGAACACCAACCUCACAUAUGAUUCUGGCGAGCCAAUGUUGCCAACUCUACACCAUGAAUGCAUUCGCGUACCAGUGACAGCACUGGCCUCUUGCGGCGCUCUGCUGAUCGCUGCAGAAGGCCCCUUUUUACGCUUCCACCAUGCCAGCGACUCGCGGUACAUCUCUUCGGAGCGCGUCUUCAAAGCUCAAGCAAUCCAUGGAAUACGCGUCUUUUCGGAAGAGCAUGCGCACGUUAUCAAAUUGGUCAUCUGGGGUGGAAGACUGGUCCGCGCCCUCGAGAUUGACUUUGCAGAUCAAGUUGGCCAACAAGGCCUGAGCCUAUGUUUCUCCAACGUCGCGAAAGCUUCAGAUUGGAUUCUUGAUCUCGCUCCUCGUCCCAAAGGCCUGGAUGACGAUGCUCAGUACCACAAAGGAUCCUGCAUUGCUGUCACUGCUCAUAACGCACUGCUGCACGUUGAGAUGGAACAAAGGACGUCGGACGACUUCCACAUGACCAAGUGCGCAUACCACACAUUGAUCCGUUGGAGAAUACAGCAGGUUAUUGCAGGUGGCGCUGAUAGUAAAGUCACCGCUUCCCCGUUAUUGCGCAUCCUGCAGGCAGAGAAGAACUUACGUGGUGCGAUCGCUGAGUAUACUGUACACGACAUAUUAUCAUGGGCGCGAGUGGCCGAGCCUGAUCCAAACAGGCCUGAAUUUGUGGACGGUCCAAAGUUUCCAAGGAAAGCAGAGUUCUUCCGGAGCUAUUGCUUUGUCGAUGAAACCUCAUUUCUGCUUACUACUAACUCUGGAAACGUACUUAUCGGCGCCAUUUCGUCCAGGACAGCCCCAUGUCAAUCAAGCCUCCUUUCAGACUCAAAGUUACUCGAUGAACUGAAAGAUCUUUCUGGUUAUUCUGUCUGCACGAGUGGCUGCCGUCCUGGUUUCGCUUACAUCGCUGGUAGUAGCGGCAACAUCUACGUGUACAGUAAGGAGUCUAAUACCCUGGCAAAUCUGCAUGCCAUUGGUAGCAAAGUCGGAGACAUCUUCGCUGUGGAGGUAUCAAACACGGAUGGUCCAAAUACGGCGGCAUUACUUGUGACCCUUGUUGGUCAAGGUGAAGCGCAAUUGCUAUACGUGGACCCUGAUAGCAACACGAACGUUCUGAGAGUUGUGCAGAUACCCAUUGCAGAAUCUUCGACCGGUUCGGUCAUCACGAGUAUGACUUAUGCAAGAAUAACCGGGAGAGACAUUCUCAUCAUUGGGUUCCGUCAGGGUUCGAUCGCACUGUAUGAAAUCCGUAAAGGUGAGGGGGUUACGGAUGUUGCUAUCUUGCUACGGAUCAUUGAGAAAGCACACGGUGCGGAAGCAGUCACUUCUCUUACAUGGUGUCCCUCAUCUGGAGGCUCCUUAGGCUCCGUACACGGCCAUCUGUUCUCCGUAGGAAGAGAUGGGCGUCUCAGCGUACACCAGUUCGAUGCAUCUGCAAACGUUGUCGAGCUGGUGCAUGAUCUUGCGGUACCAUUCGGACCAAACAUUGAAGGUUUAUACUUCCAGGACGACCAUCUCCUCAUACACGGCUUCUCAAGCAAGAAAUGGUAUCUCUACGAUGUCACUAGCGAAGAGCAAGUCAUGAGCAUCGAAACCGGAGGAGCGCAUAGAAGUUGGGCCUUCCGGUCACAUUCGUCGCUAGGAGGUAUCCUAGUAUGGACUCGAGCCUCUAGUAUGCAUAUAUGCAGUCAAAACAGACCGAAUCAUACUGUCGUUCGACGAGGGGGUCAUGGACGUGAGAUCAAGGCGGUCGCAGUUGCAUCGGAGAUGAACGGUAGAUCUCACCCGCUCAUCGCCACAGGCGCUGAGGAUACCGAUAUCAAGAUUUUCCGCCAUGUUGAUCAUGAUCUGAUAUGCCAAAGGACUAUUCGCAAGCACACCACGGGGAUUCAGCACCUACAAUGGUCGCAAGACGGUGACUAUCUUUUCAGCAGCGGUGGCUGUGAAGAAUGUAAGGUUUGGGUACAACGCUGCAAAGCUGCUGCUGACUUCUUUCACAGUCUAUGUAUGGCGGAUCCGGGACUUACCCGCCUCCGCUCUUGA
This is a messenger RNA of Alternaria triticimaculans, 2073 nucleotides long. RefSeq lists its product as uncharacterized. The transcript is spliced from 3 exons. Lineage: Eukaryota; Fungi; Ascomycota; Dothideomycetes; Pleosporales; Pleosporaceae. Gene Ontology annotation, cellular component: cytoplasm. Gene Ontology annotation, biological process: tRNA methylation. The record is from RefSeq and is a predicted model, not a curated record. Gene Ontology annotation, molecular function: protein binding. Bases 1 to 2073 code for a protein of 690 amino acids.